Molecule: messenger RNA, 2488 nt
Organism: Venturia canescens
Lineage: Eukaryota; Metazoa; Arthropoda; Insecta; Hymenoptera; Ichneumonidae
Product: intraflagellar transport protein 74 homolog
Exons: 3
Coding region: 364-2445 (693 amino acids)
Biological process (GO): intraciliary transport involved in cilium assembly; cilium assembly
Cellular component (GO): centrosome; intraciliary transport particle B; cilium
Molecular function (GO): beta-tubulin binding
Source: RefSeq, a predicted model, not a curated record
CUCAUAUAUGGCAGGAGAAGAGAGAGAAGAGCACUGAGCAUAAUGUAGUCAUGGUAACACGUUCGUCAACACCAUCACGACAGGCCGCGAGCCGCGACAGCCAUCGAGUUAAAAAGAAGAAAAAAGUUGUGUUUGUGUGACUGCAUGUGGUUGAUUGAUAGGCUCGUAACAACAGCAGGCAGUCUCUUGUUGUUACUUUUGUUAUGAACACGGUGUUAUGAAAGUAUAUUUUGUCGAAAAUUCGGAAGUGGAUGGUGAUCGCGGUGGAAUAAUAAAUCACAUAUUGGAGAAAAAGUGCAAGCUUGAAGUAUCAACAUAAUCGAAAUAUUAAUAAGAAAGUGUUGAACGAGGUUCUUUCGGAGGAUGGACAACUCGGAGAAGGACGAGGAGAGAAUCGGGACGGUAAAAUGGCCCGAGAGAGCAAACUCGAGCCGACGCGAUCAAGAAAAAAAUGAGCAAUUCCCGAAAAAUAAUGAGGGCACCGAGAACGCCGGUUCGGUGACGAGCGCCGGCAGGCCUCAAACAAGAAUCGAGAGACCUGUCUCACGAAGAGGAUUGCAAAGCGCUCAAAGUAAUAAUGUAACCGGGCGAGCAACGACGCCUGCGAGAAACGCGAUAGCGAGGCCUCCCUCGAGUUAUUCGGCGGCUCCCGCCGGCGCUUAUUCCCAACGUAUUAUGAGCGGAGGUCUGAGACUCGGAACAACAGCAAGUCCUUUGACCCGUCUGAAUACGGGUUUACCAACGAGCGCACAAAUAAACAUGAAUGUUCUUGAUCGUCCAAUAACGCAACAAGGAAUUGCCGGUGUUCGGCCAGGAACGACCCGGGGACUACCGAUCAACAGACAGAUCCAGGACAAACGGUACUACGAAGGUUUGGUACAGUUGAAAAUUCGAGAAUUGAGUCAAGAGAUUGGUACGAUAAGUCGAGAAAUAGAGGCUCAGAACAAAGAGAGAGCGACAUUCGUGCAUUACGACGAUCGAGCGAAAGAAUUGGCCGGAGAAUUGAGCGAAUUGCAGGGACAGCUGGCCGAUUACAAUAUAGUUAUCGACAAAGGUAAUUGGAACGUUGACGAGGAUGCAAUCGAGAAGGAAACUCGCGAGAUGGCAGCAAAAAACGAUGCUGCGUCGACGGAGCUGGAGCGUCUAUUCGAGCAGAGACGUCUAAAGGAGCAACAAUUACGAGAUGCCAUGGAAAAAAUUGAAUCGGAGCGAAAGAAUGCGGCAAGAGUUAUCGAGACGAUGGAUCGUUCGAGUCGUGAAAAAUAUUCGAGUCUGGAGGACGAAAAGUCGAAAUUGGAAAUAGAGAUUGGCAAGAUGCAACGAGAAAUAGACGUUUUGUCAGGUGAAAAGAGACAGCUCGAGGAAGAAAUAGCUCUCUCCCAAAUAAAGGGGGAAGCGGUGAAGUUACGAGUGAAGCUGGUUCAGCUCGAGGCCAAGAGAGACAGACUACAGAAGGAAGAAAUAAAUAAAACGUCGCCGGAAGAGGAACGGGAGCAUUUACUGUCGAAGGUUAAACAAGACAACAUGGACAUUGGGGCUGGUGAAAGGCGAAUAGCCGAUACCGAAAAGCGGAUAAACCUCGUUGAACAGGAGCUCGAACAAUUGGAAACUGAUUUGGAAGAGAGUAACACGGAGAAACAAGUGAAAUACAAAGAAUUGAGAAAACGGGAAGAAGCUAUGGAACAGUUUAUGCCCUCGUUCGAUAAUAACAAGAAAGAGGAGAUUGAAAAAAUGUCAAGUUUGGAGGCGAGUAUCGUCGAGCGCUUGGAGCAAUUGUCAUACGCUAUCGAGGAUAGGACGGGGGGAGGGGACGCGAGAAUAACACCGAGCGAAGAAAUAGCCCUCAUGCAACAGCUGGUGCAGACUUCCUCCCAUCAGAUCCCCCCAGACUCGAGAGAUGAUUACAGCGGCGAGGCGGAGCACCGCGAGCGAAGCGGUAGCAGCAGCAGCUUCGAGGGCUUGUCCAGAGAACACGGCAAUCUCCAACGGUCGCUCGCUAAGAUGGAGACUCUCGAAAAAAGGUUGAAGAACGAGCUUAACGAGCUCAACGAUCAAAUAAGUAAGAGACUGGACGAGCUCGUCGUACUUGAGGAUUUGGAUGGUUUGAAAGCGAAAUCGGACAUCGAGUACGAGAACCUCCUGAUCGAGAAGGACGAACUGAUGAAACGACAGCCGAUCUGUAAACAAGAGGUUGAGGCGACGAGAAUAGAGCACGAUAAAAUAAAAAAGGUGUUGGACAAAAAUGAAACGUAUCAACAAAUAAACGCUCUAGAGAUUAAACUGGAUCAAUUGAGAGAAAGCAAGAAAAAUAUCGAGGAGUAUAUCGCUGAAGGAAGAAAUCGCGUUAAUUAUCGGCCUCUUCGGGACAAAGCCUUGAAGCUCGCUAAUCGAUAUAACAUUGUGCUCGGAGCGCAGACCGUUGCGAAUACCGCAACCGCUUAUUGAUUCUUGCUCUCGUUCAAAUAAAUCAAUCGUAUCGUAAACGUUA